Molecule: messenger RNA, 2319 nt
Organism: Sesamum indicum (sesame)
Lineage: Eukaryota; Viridiplantae; Streptophyta; Magnoliopsida; Lamiales; Pedaliaceae
Gene: CKX5
Product: cytokinin oxidase 5
Biological process (GO): cytokinin metabolic process
Molecular function (GO): FAD binding; cytokinin dehydrogenase activity
Source: RefSeq, a predicted model, not a curated record
AACAUACACACACAAAAUCACGCACUGACACACAUACAAACAUCCCAUAACCUGACCAAAAAGCACACACCAAAACACACACAGAGAGACGGAGAGGGAUUUUGAUUUGUCCCAUAACGUGAAUAGUAGUAAAAGAAGAAAAGCAGAGAGGAGAGUAGAAUCGAACGAAUCUGUGCAUGUUGUGUGCAAAAUCUUUAAUUUAAAGCGCCGGCUUACGUUAGCGCCACGACUCCCCACAAGAUUUUGUUCCCUUCCCCAUAAGCGCUACACCCUGCACCCCAUUCCCCUCCGCCGCUGUGCGCAUUUUUGUUUAUCCUUCACCUUUUCUUCUACCUUUAUCCAUUCUCUCUCCUCUCUCUCUCUCUCUCUCUAUAUAUAUAUAUAUAUAUAAGAGAGAAGCAAUCAAUCUUCAGUAGUUGUAUCCAUCGUACAUAGAAUGGCUACCAAGUUUCUACUUACCUUUGCAAUAUGUCGGCUGAUCGUGACCGUCGGAUUAACUCUAGAGCCAACCGAGCUGCUCCGUCUCGAAUUGGAAGGCCAGCUGAGUCUGGAUCCAGCCGACGUGGGCUCCGCUUCCCGUGACUUUGGCGGUAUGCAAACCGCCCAUCCAAUGGCCGUUCUCCACCCGGCUUCGUCUCAGGACGUCGCCCGCCUUGUAAAAUCAGCGUACGAAUCGGCUCAUGGGUUCGGCAUCUCUGCCAGGGGCCACGGCCACUCCAUAAACGGCCAGGCUAUGACCGGAACGGUCAUUCAAAUGAGCGGCUCUCGCGGGAAGCCGGCUCCGCCCCGGGUUUCGGAGAAAUCCAUGUACGUGGACGUGUGGGGAGGGGAGCUAUGGAUAGAUGUUCUCAGGUCCACCUUGGAGUAUGGACUCGCACCCAAAUCAUGGACUGAUUACUUGUACCUCUCAGUUGGAGGUACUCUCGCCAAUGCGGGAAUCAGUGGACAAGCUUUCAAUCAUGGCCCUCAAAUCAGCAAUGUGUAUGAGCUCGACGUUGUUACAGGAAAGGGUGAGCUGUUGACAUGUUCCAAGGAACAAAACUCGGAACUGUACGAUGCUGUUCUUGGGGGGCUGGGACAGUUUGGGAUCAUCACGAGGGCAAGAAUUGCACUUGAAAGAGCUCCCAGAAGGGUGAGGUGGAUCAGAGUGUUGUAUUCAAAUUUCACGGCUUUCACGCAAGACCAGGAAUACCUCAUCUCCUUGCAUGGACAACCUCAAAAAUUUGACUAUGUCGAAGGUUUUGUAAUAGUUGAUGAAGGCCUCAUCAACAACUGGCGUUCUUCCUUCUUCUCACCGCGUAAUCCUGUCAAGAUUUCGUCUCUCAAUGCUGAUGGAGGCGUCUUGUACUGCCUGGAAAUUACCAAGAAUUAUCAAGAAUCCAAUGCUGAUACCAUAGACCAGGAGGUGGAGGCUCUGUUGAAGAAACUUAAUUUUAUACCAGCAUCGGUGUUCACAACUGAUCUUCCGUACGUGGACUUCCUGGACCGGGUUCACAAGGCCGAGCUGAAGCUGAGGGCCAAGAAUCUGUGGGACGUGCCGCACCCAUGGCUAAACCUGUUUGUACCUAAAUCAAGAAUCGCAGACUUCGAUAAAGGUGUGUUCAAGGGCAUUCUGGGCAACAACACAAGUGGUCCUAUUCUCAUCUACCCCAUGAAUAAGAACAAGUGGGACGACAAGAGUUCAGUAGUGACGCCAAAUGAAGACGUGUUUUACUUGGUAGCGCUUCUUAGGUCCGCAUUGGACAAUGGCGAUGAGACGCAGGGUCUGGAGUAUUUGAGCAACCAAAACCGUGGGAUCUUGCAGUUCUGCGAUGAGGCCGGAAUCAACGUGAAGCAGUAUCUCCCUCAUUACUCCACGCAGCAAGAAUGGAUGCGUCAUUUUGGAGAAAAAUGGAGCCUCUUUUCCAGAAGAAAAAUGGAAUUCGACCCGAGACAUAUUUUGGCCACAGGGCAACGUAUAUUUGCACCUUUGCUUAAUCCCAGGGGAGCUUCGUUCUGAGGAAAAAUAUGAUAGAUUUAUUGGUUGAUUAUGUAUAUACGCCACAUAUUCAAAUAUGUAAAUAUAGGCAAAUUAAUUAGAUGAAUUUUCAGUUAGAAAUAUUGCACAAUUAUUAGUAUUCUUAUUCUUUCUUAUUUCAUUUUUAUUUUUAGUGUUGUGAGGAGGAGGGGUAGUAGUAUAUGAUAUCGAUUACCUUUUUUUUACAAGAUUGAAAUAUUGUCCAAUUGGGAUAUAUAGGUGAAGAAAUCAGAUUGAAAAGGGUAGAUUUGUAAUUUUGUUGCUCAUAUAAAUUAGUGUUUCAACUGAGAAUCAAACUUAUA